CCUACGCAAACGACACGCGACAGAGUUUCUUUCUACAAAACAUCUUCAAUUGGAAAAUAACACCGAGUUUCAGAAUGAACAAGACUUCUCAUACUGAUGAACCCUUUGAGGGCGAUGACGGCUAUAACCAGAGCCCAAACCCGAAUUCUAGCGAUCUGACUACCAACGCUGACUUUAACGGGCUCGUCAACAGUCGCACUUCUCUGAACGACGGUUCUCGUGCUCUGCCUGACGCAGCGGCCAAUAUGUCGGGACAGAUAGCCAACGAUGCGCCUACCGAAACUCCCGGCGGCAGUAAGGCGAAGCUUCGGCUGGCUCAUCGGUCAAUUGACCAUGGCCAGCCCUCAGGCGGUCUGCCCUCAGCACCCGCCAACCCGCCAGCACCAGCUGGUUCCGCCGAUAACGGCACGCCAAUUCAACGUCUGAAGGAGAUGCUCAUCAAAUUUGGAUCGUUCAUCGGGCCUGGAUUCAUGAUUUCAGUUGCAUACAUUGACCCCGGCAAUUACUCUACCGACAUCGCUGCUGGCGCUUCUUAUCGCUUUCGUCUGUUGUUCAUUGUGUUGCUGUCGAAUGUUUUUGCUAUUUUUCUGCAGAGUUUGGCGAUUAAGCUUGGGACUGUUAGUGGACUUAAUCUUGCGCAGGCUUGUCGGGCGUUUUUGCCGAGAUGGUUGAAUUAUAUUUUGUAUGUUUUUGCUGAGGCUGCUAUUAUUGCUACGGAUAUCGCUGAGGUCAUCGGUUUUGCUAUUGCACUUAAUCUUCUGGUCCCAAAGAUUCCACUCGUGGCAGGAUGUGCCAUUUCUAUCCUCGAUGUCAUGGUUCUCCUCAUUUUCUACCGGCCUGAAGGAUCCAUGAAGGGCUUACGGUAUUUUGAGAUAUUCAUCAUGUGCCUGGUUCUUGGCGUGGUUGUUUGCUUUUGCAUUCAGCUAUCUCUGAUCAAAGAUACCACACCCGGCGAGGUCUUUCAAGGUUAUCUCCCGUCAAAGUAUCUCAUCGAGUCUGAAGCGAUUUACCAGGCCUGUGGCAUCCUCGGCGCGACAGUCAUGCCCCACAGUCUAUACCUUGGAUCCGGCAUUGUUCAACCCCGUCUACGUGAAUACGAUGAACUGAGUGCCCUGUUACCUCGUCAAGUCGCCUCAGAGCCAUCCAUUGUUGACGACAGCAUUGACAAAGGCUACUACGUUCCCUCUGAAAAGGCAAUCAAGCAUUCUCUCAAGCUCUCCAUCCUCGACCUGGCUAUUUCUCUCUUCACGUUUGCGCUCUUCGUCAACUCAGCUAUCCUCAUCGUUGCAGGCGCUGCGCUCUACAACAAUCCAAACGCUCGCGAUGCGGAUAUCUUCGGCAUUCACGAUUUGCUUUCCAAGUCUAUUUCGCCCGCUGCAGGCACCAUUUUUGCUCUCGCACUACUUCUCUCUGGAGUUUCGGCUGGAAUUGUUUGCACCAUUGCCGGCCAGAUGGUUAGUGAGGGCGCUCUGAACUGGAACAUCAAGCCAUGGCUGCGCCGUCUGGUGACUCGGAGCAUUAGUAUCACUCCGAGUAUCAUCAUUGCGGGGGCUGUUGGUCGCGAGGGCCUCAACGCAGCACUGAAUGGAUCACAGGUCGCACUGAGUAUCAUCCUGCCAUUUGUGACCGCACCACUUAUUUAUUUCACGUGCCGUGACAAGUACAUGACGGUUCAGACUGGUAGCGCGCGCUGGCGUACGGGAGACAUGGAUGAUGAGACGGACGCAGAAGGAAUAGUAGAAGCCGGAACGGCAGUCGGACGCCAAGGUAUCAAGAUGACCAACUCGUGGUUCACCAUGAUUCUGGCUAUUCUGAUCUGGCUCUUCAUGGCAAUCAUGAACGUGGCCAACUUGGUAUUCCUUGGCAAGUAGGCGGUGUGAUGGCCCCAUAGUUGCUCGGUGAGGAGCAACUGUGUAAAGUCACUGUUUUCUCAGGAGAGUAGAGGUCGUCCGUGGAGUCUUGAUUAUAUGAAUAUGCAGGCCAAGGAGCACAUAUCUAUUUUCU
Molecule: messenger RNA, 2004 nt
Organism: Fusarium oxysporum Fo47
Lineage: Eukaryota; Fungi; Ascomycota; Sordariomycetes; Hypocreales; Nectriaceae
Product: natural resistance-associated macrophage protein-domain-containing protein
Exons: 3
Coding region: 75-1871 (598 amino acids)
Biological process (GO): iron ion transport; intracellular manganese ion homeostasis
Cellular component (GO): membrane
Molecular function (GO): manganese ion transmembrane transporter activity; cadmium ion transmembrane transporter activity
Source: RefSeq, a predicted model, not a curated record